Aureobasidium subglaciale EXF-2481 is the source of this 1509-nucleotide messenger RNA. RefSeq lists its product as uncharacterized. NCBI's taxonomy places the organism in Eukaryota, Fungi, Ascomycota, Dothideomycetes, Dothideales, Saccotheciaceae. The coding region runs from base 1 to 1509 and encodes 502 amino acids. The record is from RefSeq and is a predicted model, not a curated record. The transcript has 2 exons.
AUGGUUCAUCUCCAUCUACCUCCAGAACUUCUGCUCCUCGUCUUGAAGCAAGUUCGCUACGGCGAAGAGCCUGCCGCUUCGAAAAAGUCACUUCGCAAUGCCAUAUUAGUCAACCGUGGAUGGGCAGAGGCUGGCAUUCGCGUACUAUGGCAAGAUGCAGAUGUCGCCGCACUUACUCGGCUACCGGCAGAACGGAGACAAUACUAUACGAAUCAAAUUUGUGAGCUCUCGUUCGAACACGAAGACCAGAGCAAGCACCACGCGACCUUCGGGGACUUGAGCUUCCCGCGCUUGGAGACCAUCUAUGUCGGUAGAAUCGAUCUCAAAUCAGACAAGAAGCUACACCUCUCUCAGUAUAUGCAAUCCCAAUUGAGAAGCUUUAGUUUCCUGGGAGGCGGACUCUGCGAAGAUGCUCUUGACGCUUUGACUUCAACCUGUCAUAAUCUCAGAGAGAUGAACCUUGAAAGCCCAAUCGAUGCCAGCAACGCAAAAUCUUUGAUCGGUUGCCUCACGCAUCUCAAAUUAUUAGAAGUCCUUCGACUUGGGGAUGGCUGGGACAGUUUGGUCACUCGCGAGUUGUUCGGAGUGGUGGCUGGUCACGAAAGACUUAUUAGGUUAGAAAUCGAAUGCCUGACAGGGGACUCAGCAAUUCAAGAAGGUCUCGCCGUGGCCUCUGCUCCAUUUCGCAACCUUCGGAGUCUUCGAAUGACAGUAGGAUCGAGGUGCAUCGAAUUUUUGGCCUCUGCCACCAGAUGCUUACGCGUGUUGGUCUUGGAGGUUGAAGACUCCGUUCAUGAUGUCCUUGUGUCUCUCAGGCCACUCAUGAACCUGGUUUGUCUGGAGUUGACAUUUCUCGGCAAUACGGAUCUGUCCCCACAAGGAUUUAAAACUCUAGAAGGAAUGGUAGACCUCAGUGUUCUCGCAUUGAAGAAAGGUCACGAGCCGCUCUCGACGAUGUGGAUGGAUGACACGUUCUUCAUCGACUUUAGUUCGAAAUUGCCUAAAUUGACCAGUCUUGACUUCAGAGUGAUCUGUGAUAUCACUGCUUCAUCUUUCGCCUCGUUGUGCAAGACUCACCCGAACAUGGAGGAUUUGGACCUCUGGGUCGAUGCCGACUUUAGCGAUUGGUCAACAAUGUCGACUCCUCUGUUUCCGAAGCUAAAGAAACUUGGUGUCUAUGGCCCCUUGAACGAACGUGCAAGAAGAGCUACAGAACCUUUGAUGUCUGACGAAGCUACACAGAUCGCGGACUCGAUACUUCGACAUUGCCCAAUGCUCGGACUGCUGUGCUUCCACUCCUACCAUACGGACAGACUUGCCCAAUUCACACUCAGAGCCUGGGAGUCCAAGACCGACGGCUAUUUUUUAGUGAGCUCUCUGACAUCAUUCCGGUCCAAUGACUGGAUGAUCAACAACUUUCUCACCAUGAAGUUUCAGCCCAGCGAGACAAGGAUCUAUCACGAGUGGCCACAGCGUCAUUCACUAAGUUCUAGAGGUGUAAUAUCCUGA